Ficedula albicollis (Collared flycatcher) is the source of this 2438-nucleotide messenger RNA. RefSeq names its product tubulin epsilon 1 (gene TUBE1). Gene Ontology annotation, molecular function: structural constituent of cytoskeleton; GTP binding. NCBI's taxonomy places the organism in Eukaryota, Metazoa, Chordata, Aves, Passeriformes, Muscicapidae. The coding region runs from base 31 to 1476 and encodes 481 amino acids. The transcript has 13 exons. The record is from RefSeq and is a predicted model, not a curated record. Gene Ontology annotation, biological process: microtubule cytoskeleton organization; mitotic cell cycle. Gene Ontology annotation, cellular component: microtubule; cytoplasm.
UCGAACCGGGAGCGCGCCGCCGGUUGUGCCAUGACGCAGUCGGUGGUGGUGCAGGUGGGACAGUGCGGGAACCAGGUGGGAUGCCGUUUCUGGGACCUGGCGCUGCGGGAACACGCCGCCGUCAACAAGAAAGGAAUGUAUGAUGAAGCCUUAAGCAGUUUCUUUAGGAACGUAGAUACAAGAAGUGGUGAUAAUGGUCCUGAUAUUUACAAAGGAAAAAUCUGCUCUUUAAAAGCACGAGUAAGGCAAUCUGUAAAGGCACUGUUGAUUGACAUGGAGGAGGGUGUGGUAAAUGAAAUUCUACAAGGACCAUUGAGGGAUGUGUUUGAUAGCAAGCAGCUUAUCACAGAUGUUUCUGGUUCAGGAAACAACUGGGCUGUAGGUCAUAAGAUAUACGGCUGUCAGUACCGGGAAAACAUAGUGGAAAAGCUGAGAAAAACUGCUGAACAUUGUGACUGUCUACAGUGUUUCUUUAUAAUCCAUUCCAUGGGAGGUGGGACAGGAUCUGGUCUUGGAACUUUUGUACUAAAUUUGCUUGAGGAGGAAUUCCCAGAAGUAUAUAGAUUUGUUACUUCAGUUUAUCCCUCUGGUGAAGAUGAUGUUAUUACUUCUCCAUAUAACAGUGUUCUGGCUAUGAAGGAACUUAAUGAACAUGCAGACUGUGUACUACCAAUAGAGAAUGAAUCUCUGCUUGAGAUAGUUAAUAAAAUUCAUCAGAUGAUCAAUUGUGGAAAGUUAGGAUCAACUGUGAAGCAAAACAGCUUGGUAACAUCAAGUGCAGGCAUUGCAAAAACACUACAAGCGAAGCCAUUUGAUGCAAUGAAUAACAUCGUAGCCAACUUGCUGCUGAACCUGACAAGCUCUGCUAGAUUUGAAGGUUCCCUAAACAUGGAUCUUAACGAAAUCAGCAUGAAUUUGGUUCCAUUUCCUCGACUUCAUUAUUUGGUUUCAAGCUUGACUCCUCUGUAUACACUGGCAGAUGUUAAUGUUCCUUCUAGAAGGUUGGAUCAGAUGUUCUCAGAUGCUUUUAGCAGAGAUCAUCAACUAAUUCAAGCAGAUCCAAAGCACAGCCUCUACCUGGCCUGUGCACUUCUUGUUCGAGGAAACGUGCAGGUUUCAGACCUUCGCAGAAAUAUUGAAAGGUUGAAGCCUUCUCUGCACUUUGUCUCCUGGAAUCAAGAGGGCUGGAAAACUGGUUUGUGUUCAGUACCUCCUGUGGGCCAUUCCCAUUCCCUUCUGGCAUUAGCAAACAACACCUGUGUAAAACCAACUUUCAUUGAACUCAAAGACAGAUUUAUGAAGCUCUACAAGAAAAAGGCUCACCUUCACCAUUAUCUGCAAAUAGAUGGGAUGGAGCAAAGCUGUUUUUCAGAAGCUAUAUCCUCUUUGUCUGACCUAAUAGAAGAGUACAAUGAACUGGAUGCUACAAAAGGUGGGCCUAGAAUAGAUCCUUCAAGACUGAAGAUAGCUGUUUAAAGAAGGAAGAACUGAUUUUAAAAACAACAACAACAAAAAAGCACUUUCCCUAAGCAUCCAGCCGCUUCAGUUUACCAGAAUGACUUGCAGCAUGCCUGACUAUUUUAAUUCCAAAGGGAGACCAGCACAACAGCUUCCUUACCUCAAAAGUUGUCAUUAAGCGGUGAGCCAUGCCUGUAAGAAAGAUUUGAAGGCACCUAAUUGUGGCUGGUAUCAGUAAGGACAGUAAUCCUAACUGUGGAGUAAAUUGACACACCAUAUGCUGUGAAGAAAAGGAGGAGAGUUUGUAUAUAGCAGCCAAAAAUGUAAUUCUUUUCUCAGUCCUUCAGCUUACAGUAAACUAAAGGUAGAUCUUGCUUCAGAGAAGGAUCACUGUUGCUAGAUUUAGUUUUUGACAAUUGCUUUCCAGUGAACUGUUACGGAUCAGAAUGGAUGGAUACAAUGACUUCUUGAAAUUUGAAGUCCUUCUAGCACAGUUGGCGUGGAUAUGUAAGUAAGCACAAUUUUGAAUGUAUAAGCCCAGAAGUAUUCAAUAAAGUUUUGUGAUAAUAUUUGUUGACAGCAUUUUUAAGAAAAUAUUCUAAAAAUAGCAAAUUUCUUAAGUUCUUGCAUCUGUUAUCUGCAGUUGCCCACUUAUUUGUUCCUUUGCACAUCCAGUGUUUAUAUCCAUCUGUUGGAAAAAGCAGUCUGAGUAUAAAGUUGACAAUUUCUGUUUCAAAACAGCAUUGAUGUGUUUUACUAUUGCAGAUGCAUAGCAGAAAAGGUUAAAUUAAGAAUGAAGAAUGAUAGAUGAAGUAUUACAGGGCAAUUUUUUUCCUAAUAGGCUAGAGCAUCUAUUUGUCUUUGUGGACAAAAUCUUACUACAGUGUGGUAUGAAGCUCUUGCUGUGCCUUUCUUGGUUACCAAAAGUUCUUGUUUGAGCACUGCUGUUGUUAGAUACAUUCUUGAGAAGGAUGUACCUC